Molecule: messenger RNA, 705 nt
Organism: Mesocricetus auratus (golden hamster)
Lineage: Eukaryota; Metazoa; Chordata; Mammalia; Rodentia; Cricetidae
Gene: Chchd7
Product: coiled-coil-helix-coiled-coil-helix domain containing 7
Exons: 6
Coding region: 415-672 (85 amino acids)
Source: RefSeq, a predicted model, not a curated record
AACGCGCGAGGAUUGGACGGGCUGAAACGGGGGGCGCGGGGGCAGCACGUUGGGGUGCGCGCUACUUAAGGUCCUGCUGCGUGAGCCACUGACGUGUUUGGAGCUGGAGCCGGCUCGGGUGCUGGUGGAGAGGCGACCGGUGGUUUACGGCGUGGUGUUUCUGCUUCCGGAUUGAACACUCACACCAGACUGUGAGCAGCCUGGGGGCCUGGACGUGUUCAGUAACGUGCCCUUCCCCGACCACGGAUCAAAGCUACGAGGAGAGUAGGAAUCCGGAACUUCUUUGGAAGAAGCAAUCCUGUAAAAUCCUGUCUUCCGAGGACGAAAAGCUUCUAGAUGCAGUUGGACUCUGUACUGAGUUUCCAUCAAGAUGCUUCUGUUAGCUGGAUAUUUUCAAUGAAGUGAGAAGACAAGAUGCCCAUAGUUACACGGAGGCUGAGAGAUCCUGACAUAAACCCUUGCUUGUCGGAAUCUGAUGCGUCUACCAGAUGUAUGGAUGAAAAUAACUAUGACAGGGAGAGAUGUUCCAAUUACUUCUUGAAGUACAAAAACUGCCGGCGAUUCUGGAAUUCUGUCAUGAUCCAAAGAAGAAGAAAUGGAGUUCAGCCAUCUAUGCCUACAGCAGCAGAAAGAGAUGAAAUUUUGAGAGCAAUGCAAAAGAUGCCCUAUUGAGUAUUUGCAUUAAAAUUGUUUCUAUAACUUGAA